AGACAAACAGAACGAACCUAAAACCUUAAAACCUAUAACUGGAACAAACAUGGAGCAAAAUUUGGCAGCACGACGCCGCAGACAAAGGAAUAGGAAACAAAAAAACAUAGAUGAAAAUGUUUUGAAUACAUUGAUGCCGGAUCUAAGCAAUCCUGUUAGCUACCUAUAUCUGGCUGCCGCACUGUUCAAAGCGCUGUUGCCGACAGGCGCUUUCGUCAAGAACUCCAUUCGCUUGGUCAAGCGUUGCACAAAGCCGAACCGCCAGGAGUUCAGACAAGCCGCCUUGGCCACCGCUGUGGGCUUCCUCAUCAUGGGCUUCAUUGGCUUCUUUGUGAAGCUGCUGCACAUUCCUGUCACGAAUAUCAUUAUAGGCUAAGACAUUAUACAUACGAGUACUAGUACAAGUAGUUUCCAGAUGGUGUGGUGCAACUGUUUAAUGCCAAAUAAACUUUAAAUUCAAUUGCAAAA
Scaptodrosophila lebanonensis is the source of this 468-nucleotide messenger RNA. RefSeq names its product protein transport protein Sec61 subunit gamma. Gene Ontology annotation, cellular component: Ssh1 translocon complex; membrane. Bases 50 to 376 code for a protein of 108 amino acids. Lineage: Eukaryota; Metazoa; Arthropoda; Insecta; Diptera; Drosophilidae. Gene Ontology annotation, biological process: post-translational protein targeting to membrane, translocation; protein targeting. The transcript has 2 exons. The record is from RefSeq and is a predicted model, not a curated record. Gene Ontology annotation, molecular function: transmembrane protein transporter activity.